Molecule: messenger RNA, 1854 nt
Organism: Alternaria alternata
Lineage: Eukaryota; Fungi; Ascomycota; Dothideomycetes; Pleosporales; Pleosporaceae
Product: MT-A70-domain-containing protein
Exons: 1
Coding region: 175-1605 (476 amino acids)
Cellular component (GO): RNA N6-methyladenosine methyltransferase complex; nucleus
Molecular function (GO): methyltransferase activity
Source: RefSeq, a predicted model, not a curated record
UCGUGAAGUCUGCGAUCAGGACCUCGUUAUCGUUGAUCACGUGCAUGUAUGAGAAUAUGUGGUGAAUGCGUGAGUGUGGUCUUGGAAAUCGCGAGCAGGAAGUAGCUGUGACGUAAGACUAGAAUUGGUAGGAAAUCUUCCAUCAUUGUCCUUUCCUUUCGAUUACUUCCCGUCAUGACUUCUCCAAGCCCCAUCAUCUAUCAGAACGUGGAGGGAGACAUCACGUUGAUCGAUAUACCAACAUCUAUCGCAGCAGCACAAGGCGACCGCUCGGGAGUGCUGCUCUCUACUCCACCCUUGGAUACUCCCAUCGAACCGAAAGAAGACUAUCGGCCCAGGACACAGAAGUCUAGAACGAACAAGACUCAGGCACAAGACACGACUACCACGCCGCAUGCGACAGUGGCAGAAGCCUCUAACCACGACUUCCUGUCGUUGCAUCUUGAUGACCAACGUUACAAAGUUCUUGCUGAACAUGCACUCCGCCAGAUACGUGCACAGGUCUCAGGGCCGUGGUGCACACAGCGCAAGCUAAUGACCCAGGAGCCAGUCCGUGGGGAACAACAGGUCAUGGAUGUAGACGAAAUCUCCGAGAAAGAGCUCGAGGCUCGGAUGAGGGAGUGGGCAGCGUCCGGCGAGACGAAAGAAGAUGAUACCGCAUUCAACCUGCAACAGAUGAUGGCUUCGCUCGGCGCAACUUCCGAGGUUGCAGAACCAGCCUCUACGGCACCACAGUGGAUGAUGUCGUACCGCGCUGCACGUGAGACUACAAGUAGCACAACGCAGGCCGCUGAAACGGUCUCUGCGGACGCACAAACUGAACCAUGGACGGGUACCUUUCACAACCCCAACCACCACUCCGUAGCACUUGCGAUCGCCACAAAUACGUCGCAAUCUGCUCAGCCGGGUUCAGAGUAUCGUUUCACAAUACCACCUCGCUCCACAUUCUUCCUUAGCGAUUCCACUGCAUCGGACGCUUUCCGUACCUCGUUUCGUGAGCUCACGAACGAAUACACCCUUCCACGACACUUUGAUCUAGUGCUGCUGGAUCCGCCAUGGCCCAAUCGUUCAGCCAAGCGGAAGGGCGCAUAUGAGCAGGUUGGCGGCAUGCCGUACCUCAAGAAAAUGCUACUGAACAUGGAUAUCGACAGUUAUCUCGAGCACAAUGCCCUUGUGGGCGUCUGGAUCACGAACAAGCAGUCACUGAGACAACAUGUGCUUGGACCUGGCGGACUCUUUGAAACGUGGAACGUGGGCUUGAUCGAGGAAUGGAUAUGGAUCAAGACGACGACCAAAGGCGAGCCCAUGUUCGACAUUGAUAGCACCAUGCGCAAGCCCUAUGAAAUUCUGCUGCUGGGUCGUGCGGCCCCCAACUCGUGGACGACGAUGGCACACGCGCCAACGGUCAAAAGGAGAGUCAUCGCUGCUGUACCAGAUAUCCACUCGCGGAAACCGUGUCUGAAGACGUUACUCGAACCCUAUCUGGUGGAUUCGAAUGAUUACAGUGCGCUUGAGGUCUUUUCUCGGUACCUAGUCAGUAAAUGGAUGUCUUGGGGUAACGAGGUACUGAAAUACAACUGGGAUGGCUACUGGGCUCCGGCUUGAAGUGCCGUGGCCUCUGUGACGAAAGCGUUGACCUCUCUGGCACAUGGUAUACCGUGGUCAUAGAUUGCACGCGGUGACUCAGAAGAACGUACUGGUCCCCGGGGAUGAUGGUCCUUGGAUUGCGUGACUUACUACCCGGCGACCAUCAGUCAGUUCUUUCUUGGGUGGAGUGCAUGUCGUCUGUUCGUUUACCCAAGACCCAAACAUAGUACUUGUAGUAUUCUGCAAUAUAAUCACACAAUGAAGGCA